CAGGACACCCUCAGCUUCUCUAGCAGAAGGACAACAAGACUCCCAAGAUGAAGGUGGUGUUCCUGACCCUCCUCUUUGGUCUGCUUUGUGGGGCCCAGGAAACUCCAGCUGAAAUAGACCCCUCAAAGGUCACAGGAGAGUGGCGCACCAUUUAUGUGGCCGCGGAUAACAAGGAGAAGAUUGUGGAAGGGGGCCCACUGAGGUGUUAUAAUCGUCAGAUUGAAUGCAAAAAUGACUGCGAAUACCUCUUCAUUUCAUUUUAUGUCAAAUUUGACGGCAGAUGCCAGUUUUUCUCGGAAGAGCUAAAGAGACAAGAAGGAGGUAUUUACAUCAUAGAAUUCGCAGGUACAAAUUAUUUGCAAAUCAUUCAUGUAACAGACAACAUGCUGGUAUUUUAUCUUGAAAACCAUGAUGGACAGAAGAUCACAAAAAUAACUGAAGGUUGCGCCAGAGGAACCAGUUUCACUCAAGAAGAACUUCAGAAGUAUCAGGAGCUGAACAGUGAAAGGGGGAUUCCAAAUGAAAAUAUUGACAAUGUCAUCGAAACAGACAACUGUCCUCCAUAAGAACAGAGAACAUCAGUUUGAUGCCACAGUGAGAUGCUCUGAGGACAGAGGAGGAGGCUGUGUGACGCCCCGAGCUGUGAGAUACGACCCCCGGUGAAUCCCACUGUGAAUGAACGGACCUUGCAGCCACAACACAUUCAUGAUGAUACACGAGACGACAGAAGAUGUUAAGCCGCACAGGUGACAGAGGAUAUAGUCUCCUCCAUCUCAGACCUCUGAUUGUGUAACGUAAUGACUCUCAGCCUAAGAGCUGAUUCGGGGCUGCUCACAUCUGCUUUCACCAGUUCUAUGCAAUCCCACAGGGCCACACUCACAGAGGGACUUCUGUGAACCUUGUAGGGAAAUUUCUGCAUUGGUUCCACCAUCCACUGCUUCUAUCUUCUCUUUCAUGCUAUGACCAACAUCAUAUCAA
Molecule: messenger RNA, 978 nt
Organism: Dama dama (fallow deer)
Lineage: Eukaryota; Metazoa; Chordata; Mammalia; Artiodactyla; Cervidae
Product: allergen Bos d 2-like
Exons: 7
Coding region: 48-566 (172 amino acids)
Molecular function (GO): odorant binding; small molecule binding
Source: RefSeq, a predicted model, not a curated record